AUGUCAUCUAGAGAUCGGGAUAAGUUUAGAAGUUAUCCGUCAGGAAGUUCAAAAAGGCAGAAAAAAAACAUAAGGGAAAAAAGUUUAAAUAAACUUCGUGGGUCUUUCAACAAAUUUGUUACAUUAUCUUUAGAGUCUACCCAAUCGUUUCAAAAUUCUUCGACAAACAAUAGUCAAAAUAGUAUUAAUGAUAACCCUCCAGAUUUUGAACUAGAUAUUUCUGAACAAAUAAAUGAGAAUUAUAAAUUUGAUACUCCUUUUUCAAGUAUAGAAAUAGAUAACGAAGUUGAAAUUAAUAAAUUACAAACCGAAAGUAAAAGUAUUAGUAAUUACUAUAUUAUAAACAGAGUAAAUGACUACGAUAUGACAAAAUAUAUUGGUUGUUGGCCUGAAAUAAUAAAUAAUGAUUUCAGAAAAGAACUUGUAAAACAGGGACCAGUACAAGUUAAAAGCUACAAUUAUUUAUUUAUGAAAUGUAUUGUUAGCUUGACUAUACAUUUAAUAUACUAA
Metopolophium dirhodum (rose-grain aphid) is the source of this 510-nucleotide messenger RNA. RefSeq lists its product as uncharacterized. The coding region runs from base 1 to 510 and encodes 169 amino acids. The record is from RefSeq and is a predicted model, not a curated record. The transcript has a single exon. NCBI's taxonomy places the organism in Eukaryota, Metazoa, Arthropoda, Insecta, Hemiptera, Aphididae.